AUGAAAUUAUUCGCAAGAGAUGAUACGGUGGUACCGGCCCCAUGCUUCUCCAUUUGCAAUGAUUGCUACGUAGAGGUCCAGACCAUUGGGGAAAAUCCUGAGGUAUGUUCAACGGGCUCAACAUUUCAGGAAUGCUAUUCGAGAUGCAACGCAUGUAUAGAUGCCAAUUCAGCCGACGCGAACAGCACAAUCCAGGCUUAUCUCGACCCCAAGUUCAGGCAGUAUCUUGACUAUUGUUCGGGAAGUGCGCCAACUUCCGCCUCCCCCACCACCUCCACCACCGCCUUCCCAGAUAUUCCAGCUUCGAUGUUAACGACUGUCACAAUGCGUCUGCUAAUGCCUGUCACUGGCCUCGACGGCAAGAUCGCCGCCUCUCGUUUUAUGCCUACCACAAUCACGAGAGAGCGGGAUGAAGCUACUAGCUCUCUUACAGUAACAUCACUAUCCGUUACCUCCGGAGUUGCGUCAGCCAGCGGCGUAGCAUCAUUACAACCGACGGAUGAAACGCCGUCUGAGAAAAGUAACGUCUGGAUCGCCGGCCCUAUUGUAGGUGCAAUCUGCGUGGUUGGUCUUGCCCUCGGAGGCUUCUGGUUCUUGUGGCGACGGAAAAGACAAAGAGGUGUACAACCAGCGGUUAAGGAUGGUGAGGGAAAGAGCAAGUUUGAAAAGGCCGAGCUGCACGCAGACGAUGUUCCCAAAUCGCCCCCAAUGGAAUUAGAAGAAUGCGCGGUGAGCGCGGUCGAAGUCCCGAAACCCUCACUGAGCGAGGUCUUUGAAGUCUUCAAGCCAUACACGGACUACUGCGCGGGACCCGGCAUCAUAAGCUCAUACCCUCAGUCGUUGCUGACAACCGCUGUCCGCACACAAAUCUUCGCCCUUACCGGGUUCGGUAGUACUGAGCCUGGCUACCCCGAGAUCGUAAUAGCCACAAUUACCGAAAUGAGACCUGGAGUGUUCACCCCGCCGGCUACCUCGCAGCCUACCUCGCAACCAGUGGAGUCAACUGCUUCAGGUGCGCCGGAGAAUACUGUUUCCUAA
Molecule: messenger RNA, 1038 nt
Organism: Colletotrichum aenigma
Lineage: Eukaryota; Fungi; Ascomycota; Sordariomycetes; Glomerellales; Glomerellaceae
Product: Agglutinin-like protein
Exons: 4
Coding region: 1-1038 (345 amino acids)
Source: RefSeq, a predicted model, not a curated record